AUGAAUUAUUUAAAGUCAAUUUUUCAAAAAAAAACAAAUCAAAAUGAAAUUCAUUAAACUAAAAUGAACUAUUCUACUAUAUAUGAUUAGAAUUCCUUAACAGUUCAUCUAGAUGAUAUUAAGGCAAUAAUUAAAAGUGAAUAGAAAAGGUAAGAACUUUAUUUUCGUCCUACUAAAUCCCUUUUAGAAUAAUUAAAAGUCCUUUAUACUUUACAUAUGAUGAUAAUUUCUGAUUAAAUCAGUGAUGAAGAUUAAUUAAUUAAUUGCUUCUCAUAAGGAAAGGUACUGUGUUUAUAUUAGGGAAGAUUAUUUGCAAGUAAAAUAAUAAUUAGCAAUGCAUACAAACUUCUUUUGUAAACAACACAAUUGGAGCAUAAUCACAUCAUAAUUCUUAUAACUAUCAUCAGAAUAAUUCUGAAGUAAUCAUAAAUAUAUAAUUUACAGUAUCCAAUUAAAUUUAACACUGUGGAAAUUGAAUUUUCACAUCAAUAUUAUUCGUAUCUUUAAAGAGCUGCAAAUAAUUGUGAUAUCUAUUAUUCAUCUUAAAAAUAGCAAUAUCCAUACUUUGAAGAGGCGAGAAGCAGGAAGAUUAGAUUCUUAUGGCUUUUUAAGUUGAUUAAUUUGAUUAGUUUUAAAAUAU
Paramecium sonneborni is the source of this 640-nucleotide messenger RNA. Lineage: Eukaryota; Ciliophora; Oligohymenophorea; Peniculida; Parameciidae. The record is from the annotation of a GenBank genome assembly.